This is a messenger RNA of Morus notabilis, 900 nucleotides long. RefSeq lists its product as uncharacterized. The record is from RefSeq and is a predicted model, not a curated record. The transcript has 4 exons. Gene Ontology annotation, biological process: response to endoplasmic reticulum stress. NCBI's taxonomy places the organism in Eukaryota, Viridiplantae, Streptophyta, Magnoliopsida, Rosales, Moraceae. Gene Ontology annotation, molecular function: protein binding. Bases 1 to 900 code for a protein of 299 amino acids.
AUGGAUUUAUGUACGCUUUUCUCGAUGUUAAGUUUGCUGGCUUCUCUAGCAGUUGCUCCCGGUACAUCUGCAUUGCAGAAUAUGGCGAAAUCAAGAACUGUUUUCCGAGCUAUUCCCUCACGUUACACUAGAGAGGUAAGUGAAGAGUUUUCAACACUUGCUUUAGUGGCAGAGCACUUAAGUCAAUCAAGUCAGAAAUCAGAUUCUACGGAUGUCGCCUCAUCUUUAGAUGGAGAAAACCAGUCAUUGGAAUCUCAAUCUGAUGUGAAAGAAGUUAAACAAGAGGAGAAAGAUCUUAUAUACAUGAAACUCAAAGCAUUGGCUCUUAAAGAUCAUAUUAGCAAUGAACAUAAGGCUGAUGCAGAUGAUACUGUUAUAUCAAACGGUAUGCCGAUCAAGGAAAACGAUUGUCCAAAGGAACUCGUGAUAGGUGUUGUAACAAAUCCGUCUGUGAUCAAUGAUAUUUCCUUGAAGGAAAAAGGAUAUCAAGGAGAACUGUUGGGUGUAGAAGAUAAUUGUGAACAGACUCCUAGUGCAUCAUCUGAGUAUCAGUCCCUUAUAACUCGGUUAAUUCAAGAGGUGGAAGAGCUAAAGACUUUUAAAACAGAACAUACUCAUAAAGUGGGCCUUUUUGAACAGAAGCUGAGAUUUACACUUGCUGCAGUAGAACUCAAUGGUGUGAUUUAUGCUACUGGCGGAUUUGAUGGGAAUGAUUAUUUGAAGUAUGCUCUUGGCGGUUACGAUGGAAAUACAAUGGUUACAAGUGUAGAAAUUUUCGAUCCACGAAUUGGAUCAUGGAUGCCUGGGGAAUCUUUGAACUACUCUAGAGGGUAUUCAGUUGCUGCUGUUGUUGUCAAUGACACUGUCUACGUGAUUGGAGGAGUGAAAGAUGGUAAGUAA